AUGAGUGUCUUCGGAGAUUUUCAACGCGUGUGGGUGCAACGUUUUCCAGAGAGUGCUUUGCCAGCAGCUUGGGAAGAAGAUGUCAGGGCCAAUUUAGCUAAACACAAACAAAAAGUUGCUAUACUGAGAGAAGAAUUAGAGAAAGAAGAGUUUUAUGUGGAGUAUUUAGAAACUUUGCUGUCAGAUGUUGAGAAACAUAAAGUUGCCGCACAAGGCAACCGAACGGCUCCGCCCUCGGGGGGUGACGUGAACGAUCUCGACGAUAAGCCUCCUGAUAGCAAGCAGGGAUCCACCACAGACUUGCUACUAAAGAAAAGUGACAUCAGUCUCAGUAGUAAUAAAAGUGAAGACUCCACACCAGAAACUGCUGAAUGUGAACCUGUGCAGCUCAGACACAAACCACCUCGUAUAACUGAAAGAAGUUCAGUCAAUCAAUGCAUCAAUGAGUUGUCAAACCUUGCUGCAGAGGCAGCUCGGAGAAGAUGUAAUAGUGAAAUAGUCCAGAGAACUGACAUUAAUCAAGAUACUAAUGUAGCAGUAGAACAAACAAGUCCAAAUCAAGCCAAAAACCGUCCAAUGUCACAAACUGGUGAUUUUGUAACAGUCAUCGAAGUAAAUGGUCUGAAAUUAGCAGAAUCUGCUUCCAAGAAGUCAGAGGAGUCCCAGCAAUCAUCAGAAGGCAGUCCUGUUGAUCCUGUCGCUAUUGCUAAGAAGAAAGUCCCACCCAAACCACCACCAAAAGUGUUCAGUAAGCGCGGUGCGUCAUUGCCGGAGACAGGUCUAGCAGAAGACAGUCCGCCUUCCUCGUUAGGCCGUAGAAUUCGAAACGCGGAAUCUCGCGAGUCCAUUACAAGUAGAGCGUCGACGCCUUCCAUUAGUGAGAGAGUAAAAAGUUAUGAAUCUAUCAACUCAUUAUCGUCAGAACGAAAGCGUUCAGGUGGGGCGGCCACUCCUCGGUCUAUUGAUGAGGAGGCGACGUCCACUACACCGGACCUGGGAGACGCCACGGACGCUGACAAGUCCGCACCGAUAUCUUUAGAAAGUAUACCAGCGGCCGUGCCUGGCUCUGAGGACGAACCAUACUAUGACCAAGUUCCCGUAGACAUCAACGACGGCGAAUAUGUAUACAUACAAGCAGGUGGUACGGGUUCGAGUACAGAGGAUGGUUCGAGUGGUACGAGCACUCUCCCCCUGGUGGGCAGUAGCGCGGGCGGGGCGGCGCCCUCCGCGCCCACCGCGCCGCGCGCGCCCGACUCACCACCCUGCGCCAUCGCACCCAACUACGUCAACAUACAUUACUUCCUACAGAAAGGAGGUGAUGGCACAGAACCAAGCGAUACGACCUCUGAACUGGCUGACUCUAGCGACACUCCUUUACUGUUGAGAACAAUAUCUUCGGACACAGAAGCCAGUGCUACACCUCCCGCACUUAGAAAACUACAUACUCAGGAAUCGAGCGGCAACAAUGCGGAAGCUGAGCGGCUGACUAUGCACCGUUGUAUAAUAACGAGCAUCAUUGAGAGUGAAACGGUUUAUGUUGAAUGCCUCUAUGUUAUGGAGAAGUAUAUGAAUGCAAUUAAAGCGACGCUGUCUACAUCCCAGCCUGUUAUAACGGAAGAGGAGUUUAACACAAUCUUUUACAAGAUAUCAGAGCUCCACGAGUUACAUAAGAACUUCCUAGAAGGAUUAAAGGCGGCAGUCGCUAGCUGGGAAGAGCCUCUAUCUGUAGGGAUACAUUUCAAAAAGAUGGCAGAAAACAUAAACAUUUACGGCGCGUUCUUACACAACUACGGUCGUGCGACGGACGCGGUGCGACGUCGCUGUUCCACAUCGCAGAGCUUUGCGCACCUCACGAAACAGAUCUCCUGCCACGGACAGCCCAUGUCCCUUGACGACCUGCUUCAUAAACCAGUCGCCAGGGUCCAGAAGAAUGCACUAGUUUUGCAUGACCUAAUUAAGUAUACUCCAGCCAGUCAUCCAGAUCACGCUAUGUUGACGGAAGCACUGAAUAUGACUCAACACUUCCUAGAUGAAUUCAAUAUUAUUCAAACUAAAUCUAUGUUCCCUAACGCCGAUCGCGCACAAAGGCGACUCGUCAAGAAUUCUUUCAUAGUGGAACUCUCAGAUGGACACAGAAAACUAAGGCAUCUAUUCCUCUUCAACGACGUCAUUGCUUGUGCCAAAUAUAAGGCCUCAGGGCGCGAUAAGUUCACGUUUGAGUUGAAAUGGUUCAUUCCUCUGCCGGAUAUUGUGGUGGUAGAAGACGAGAGUCUCGGAGCAAACGCUAACGACGCGCGCGAGACUUCGCCCGCCAACAUCGUGGCACUGAAGUCACAGGCCUCCACUGUACGCGACCAAAUACUGGCUGAAGAACGAGCCGCUGCUGAUGACAAGAAAAUUCGCAUCGGCGGUCGUGGCGCGGCGGAGAAGCAGCGCAAGAAGCUGGCGGAGCUGGAGGCGCAGCUGGUGCUGGCGUCGCCCAACCUCGUGUUCCGCGUCGGCGCGCGCGCGCCCGGCGCCGCCGCGCUGCACCGCCAACAUGUCUUCUUCCUCAGCUCCGAGUACGAGCGCACGCAGUGGAUCGACUCCAUACAUGCACUGCAGGCUUCAUCAGCGCCGCCAGCGGGUUCAAGUUCCAUCUCAAUGUUGGAACUGCAGGCGUGGGUGACUGCGUGUCGCAGCUACUUACAGACGGACAUGGGAUCCUACCUACUGCGCAGUGGACGCGACGACUCGCUACUGCUCGGAGACCUACAGCUUCACAUCGGGGGCAUGACUGCACCACUUGAUACCGCUGCCGAUUACUACAUAGUUGUGGAGGUGGACUCCUACGGCCAUUACUUCCGCAAGGCGAAGUCGAAGCUAGUAUGUCGCAGUGCGCAGCCGCGGUGGAACGAAAGCUUCACUUUGGACCUAGAGGGUUCACAGAACUUGCGACUCCUGCUCUACGAGGACGCUGCAAGACCCGUGCUGCGAGGGAAAUGUACCAUCAAGCUGUCCCGCGAGUGGGCGGCGGAGGGGGGCGGGGCGGGGGGCGGGGCGGCGCGCACGGUGUGCGUGGGCGGCGGGUCGCUGACGCUGCGCCUGCGCCUGCUGCCGCCCGAGCGCUCGGCGCGCCGCGUGCCCUCCGCCAAGCCUGGCGCGCUCUUCGGGAACAAGAUCACACAUGUCGCCAAACGAGAAAAGCGUAGCAUUCCGUUUAUAAUAAGCGCCUGCGUACGUGAGGUGGAACGCCGCGGUAUACACGAGGUGGGCAUCUAUCGCGUCUCCGGGAGCGCUUCGGAUCUUAACAGACUCAAGAAGAGCUUCGAAACCAAUGCCUAUGAAGCAGAACAGUUGCUAAAGGAGGUGGACAUACACUCGGUGACGGGCGUCCUGAAGUUAUAUUUGCGGGAGCUACCAGAGGCUUUGUUCACGGACGCUUUGUACCCAGAGUUACUGAAAGCGUGGGGAGCCACACAAGGUGCAGGUACAUCUGUAGACUCUGGUCCAGCACAUACCAGGCGACAUGCCCUUCUCAAAUGUUACGCUCAGUUGCCAGACCUCAAUAAAAAUUGUAUCGACUUCCUACUGAACCAUUUUGUCAAAGUGAACCAGCACGAAAGCGAGAACAAGAUGUCGCUGCACAACCUGGCCACGGUGUUCGGUCCCACGCUGCUGCGGCCCGCCGCGGCCGGCGCCGGCAGCAAGCUGCGCACCGACCUGCUGGCGGCCGGCACCGUGGACGCCAUGGCGCAGGCCGGCAUCCUCUACUGCCUGCUGCAGCAGCGACAGCUCGCCGCGCAGCUCUCCUCGCACCAUCGCUCGCCGCACUCCGCACUCGACUAG
Molecule: messenger RNA, 3828 nt
Organism: Spodoptera littoralis (African cotton leafworm)
Lineage: Eukaryota; Metazoa; Arthropoda; Insecta; Lepidoptera; Noctuidae
Source: the annotation of a GenBank genome assembly